Molecule: messenger RNA, 627 nt
Organism: Pedinophyceae sp. YPF-701
Lineage: Eukaryota; Viridiplantae; Chlorophyta; Pedinophyceae
Source: the annotation of a GenBank genome assembly
AUGGUGCAGACAGCGAGCACCGCGUCGCGCAGCAUUCGCACGCGAUUCCUCGCGGCGGCCGCGUGUCUGGCGGUGCUGGUGGUUAUUGGAAUGCAUCGCAGCGCGCCGUCGGGCGCGAGCGUGGCGUGGCCGAGUUCAGCUGCGAAACUCGCGGGCAGCUGGCAAUCCCAAACGACGUGCGACCACGGAUUUACGCCGCAGCAGCUCGAGCUGCUCAAGCAGCUUUUGGAGUCCUCCGGCGUCACUGGUUCUGCCGCGACGAUGGAUACCGCUCCGACACGAGCGAACGCGGGGUCGAGUACGCCGACGACGGAUGGCCAGGAGAGCGAGGAGACUGAGCCCGAUUCCGACGACCUGCCAGAGCCUGGGCCGGAACCGACGGAUGCCGCGCACGCUCGGGCGUGGAAGGAGCUCGUCAGGCAAGGAAGGGAUGCGAAGAAGGAAAUGCGUGCCGCGGUGCAGCUGAGGGGCGCGCGCGGGGAGUGCGAGCGGCCGCGCGCAAUUGCUGGAUACUUGGAUGUCAGCAGCAACGGGCGGGAGGAGUUCACGCACUUUGCGCAUGCGUCGUGGCGAAGGAUCAUCAAGGUUAAUCCUCUCUCUGCAAAAGGUGGCCUCUGUUGCGGAUGA